AUGGCUGCAAGAAGGACAGCGCAGCAGGAGCGGGGCGACGGAUACGUUGCGACCAUAGAAGUGGACGGGCAUCCUAUGCCGAAGCUAGUGUUGGGAGACGAGCUCUCUUUAUUUGACGGCGCUGCGACGAUUCUCCUAGCAGCAUACGAGAAGCAAGGACCGUACGACGUGGACGUGUACGCGAUAAAAGUACCGGGUGUGAUUGAAGCGGAGGUUCGUGUUCGCCGGGUGCACCCUCUGUUACAAGAACCAGAUGACGCUGAGGCACACAUCAACCUGGCUAUCCUCGAUGUAGCGUACUCCCCUACAGUGCACGGGCUCUUGGGUCAAUUCUACCGAGCCAACGCCACGUCAGAACCCACCCUAAACUACUCUAUUCUGUCACACCUGAUGGCCAUGCCGUUGGUUCCCUCCGAAUCUUCCUCCGAAGGGGAACUCGAAGGUGUACCAGAAGAUUACGUCACCUCCUCCCUCCUUGCUCCUGACUGCGAAUUUACUCAAUUCUCGCUCUUUUCCAAGAAGACGACCAGCAACGGCGACGCUGAUCUCAGUAACAGUGGGAGCAACAACGCUGGCACUGACAGCAGCAGCAGUAGCAGAAUGACCGAAACCACCAGCAGUGAGAUUAUCAUCCGAGCUUCAAGAUGCUCCGUGUCCGUGCCUUGUAAGGUGCCGCUGGACAUGUGGGACUUCUGCGUUGUAGAGCUGGUGGCGUUGAAUAAGACGUACAACCGGCUGUGCGGUAAAAUCACGAAGCUGGCAACGCUGCUCAAGAAACUGGAUCCCUCCGACGCAUUCCGCAUUGAAAUGACCGACCAGCUGCUCAACAAACUCUACAACAUGGGAGUCAUUCCCACAACGAAAAGCCUCAACCUUUGUGAUAAGCUCUCCGUCUCCUCGUUUUGCAGACGAAGGCUAGCAGUGGUGAUGGUGCGACUCAAGAUGGCAGAACACAUGAGAGAAGCAGUUUCGUUCGUGCAACAGGGCCAUGUGCGCAUUGGUCCGGAAGCUGUGAGGGACCCGGCGUUUCUGGUGACAAGAGCAAUGGAGGACAUGCUGACAUGGGUGGACACGAGCAAGAUCAAGCACAAGCUUCGGCGAUCCGACCGGCUGCUGGCCGUCCGAUCCGCCGCUUGCAUCUUCCUCCGAAUCCCCUUGCCUUCCGGCAUCUCCCCCGCGGCGCCCGCAGUUCCACCCCAUUCUCUCCACGCCCUUCACUGGGUCGUACGCGAACUUUGCCACGUGGAAGGCAGCGGGCAGGCCAGAUUGAUCCAAUCCCGUCCCGUCCAAUGGGGUGUCGACAGGUGUCGCCCUAUUCCGACACCCCCCUCCUCCGCGUUUGCGCCAUUCCGCCGUUUGAUCCCUGAUCCGCGUGCGCCUGCGGGUAGCAAGCGCAGUUUUUCCGCCGCCACAUCUCCCCCGAUCCCGCCGAACUCCGCUCCGAGCGUUGGCGGAAGCAUUGGCAGAAGUACUGGCGGAGCGGGCGGGCGGAAGGGCGGGCGGGGAUUGGUGGGCGUGAUCACGGCUGCCGCCAUAGCGGGCGCGGCGGGAGGAGCGUAUUAUUGUGUCCACGUGGCAGAACAGGAUUCGCUGGCAGCGGCGGUGCGAGAGAGGGAGAGGGAGGGGGAGGUGGAGCGGGAACGGAUUGAGCAGCAGAGGGAGGAGAUGGGGAGGGAGUUGGAGGAAUGGAAGGAGGGGGAGGCGAGGAGACAGCAAGAGGAAGAAGAGGAGAUGGCCAUAUCCACCCUGCAAGCAGUGCUGCUGCAGCAACUGGCGGCAGCGACAGCAGCAGAGACAGAGGCGAAGGAAGCAGCAGAGGCACAUGGGGAGCAGACAGAGCUACUGAAAGUGGAGAUCUCUGCUCUGAAGGAUGUUUUCUUCCAUCGAUCUCAGGAGGACAGGCUGUCCUGGCAUGCGCACCGAGUCGCUCUGAUCUCUGCUCUGAGGGGUGUCUUUUUCGAACCAGCACAGGAGGAAAGGCUGUCCUGGCAUGUGCACAGAGUGGCUUUGGACCCUCUCGUCUCAUCCCUCCUGCCACGUGGCGACGACCCAUUGGUCGCUGCGAUCGCAGCCACCCUGCCCAAAUCCGCGCUGGCCAAUGGCGUGCUGACACGUCAGCAGCUGCAGGAAAGGCUGGAGGGGAUGAGGGCGAGGGUGUGCCAGCUGGCGAUGCUGCCGCCGGCCAAUGGGGGGGAGAGGGAGGACGUGGGAGGGGAAUCGGGAGGAGGAAAAGGAGGGAGAGGAGGAGGGGAGUUGGUUGAGCCAGGCCUAUUGUCGCAGGCGGUGGCAGCAGUUGCAGUCGCUCUAAAGUUCCCAGUUCCAACCACACCAGGGGAAGCACCGAGCCCUGAGCAAGCACUAUCAGAGGCAACCACUCUGUUGGUGGAGGGGCGAUUGGAGGAGGCAGCAGGGGCGAUGGAGAGGGGGGUGAAGGGGACACGGGCGGAGGGAGUGGUGAGGCAGUGGGGGGAGGAGGUGAGGGGAAGGGCGGCAGUGGAGCAGGCGGUUAGGGUGAUGCAGGCGCAUGCAGGGUGCAUGGCAGCAGAGCUUCGUAGCUCAGGGAAGUUUGAGAGCAGGAGAGGAGGUGAGGGAAGGGCGGCAGUGGAGCAGGCGGUCAGGGUGAUGCAGGCGCAUGCAGGGUGCAUGGCAGCAGAGCUUCGUAGUGCGGUUGUGAGUGGUGCGGUUGGAGGGAGUGGUGACGCAGUGGGGGGAGGAGGUGAGGGGAAGGGCAGCAGUGGAACAGGCAGUGAAGGUGAUGCAGGCGCAUGCAGGGUGCAUGGCAGCAGAGCUUCGUAG
Closterium sp. NIES-65 is the source of this 2796-nucleotide messenger RNA. NCBI's taxonomy places the organism in Eukaryota, Viridiplantae, Streptophyta, Zygnematophyceae, Desmidiales, Closteriaceae. The record is from the annotation of a GenBank genome assembly.